AUGCCUGAAUUCAUUAGUACCCCUCUAUUUGGCGGCGCGAUCGUCUGCGACCUGCCCGCCAAGUUUGCCGACGUCAGCAAAUUGCGACAAGUUCCCGAUAACCAGGAAGUCUGGAUCGAUCAGGAUGGGUUUACCAGUAUCAUUUUCGAUAUCACAGAGCGUGUCGGAGGUUCCGGCUCUGGUCCUGAAGUUGACGGUCGUGCCAUGACCACUCACCUCGAAGACAUGGUUGGAUCGGAUAUCGACACUGUCAAGAUUUGGAACACAGCCGAGACUGAGUUCUCAAACCUGGAACCUGGGAUGCCCGCCUAUACACUCAUUUCCACGCAGACCCCUCACGUUAGCAAAUCUCGUGACUCAACGUCUGCGCCCGACUUUACCGCCAUCAUCCUAACACUUCUUCGACUUGAGAAGGCCAAGACGGAUAUUCUAAUCACAAUCAACGUGCCCCAUAUCAAAGGAGAAUACGACGAGGCAGAUGUUGACCUUGAGCUGGGACGCCAGGGUAAACUCAUUGGUGAUGCCGUUGAAUACUCGGCCUCCAUCUGGUCAACGUUUAAGAUUAAGGACUGGGGUCUGUUUGGUGAAUCUUGA
Messenger RNA from Fusarium sp. VM40, 594 nucleotides. The record is from the annotation of a GenBank genome assembly. Lineage: Eukaryota; Fungi; Ascomycota; Sordariomycetes; Hypocreales; Nectriaceae.